GUUGCAUCUUGUGUAUGGCGUGGUUAAGCUUGCAGCCUGUCACCUCGGCCUUCCUCCAUUUUGGGCUGGUUACUUUUGUGCUGUUUUUGCAUGGUUUGCAGGUGAAUGCUGGCCUGACGGGAGACUCAACCAGUACAGUACAAAACAGCUCGUGUUCAGGAUCUUAUGACUGCAAGGAGGGUGUUAUCCUGCCAAUAUGGUACCCAGAAAACCCAUCUCUUGGGGACAAAAUUGCCCGCGUUAUCGUAUACUUUGUAGCGCUGAUCUACAUGUUCCUUGGAGUCUCCAUCAUUGCAGAUCGUUUCAUGGCAUCUAUAGAGGUCAUUACGUCACAGGAGAAAGAAAUAACAAUUAAGAAACCCAAUGGAGAGACUACAACGACCACCAUUCGGAUUUGGAAUGAAACUGUUUCCAACUUGACCCUCAUGGCUCUGGGCUCCUCAGCUCCUGAGAUCCUCUUGUCUCUGAUAGAAGUGUGCGGGCAUGGAUUCAUAGCUGGAGACCUGGGGCCAUCUACAAUUGUUGGCAGCGCUGCUUUCAAUAUGUUUAUCAUCAUUGCCAUCUGUGUCUAUGUGAUCCCUGACGGGGAAACCAGGAAGAUAAAACACCUGAGGGUUUUCUUUGUCACAGCUGCAUGGAGCAUCUUUGCUUACAUCUGGUUGUACAUGAUCCUUGCUGUCUUCUCUCCAGGUGUGGUUCAGGUUUGGGAAGGCCUGCUCACGCUUUUCUUCUUUCCACUUUGUGUCGUUCUGGCUUGGAUAGCAGAUAGACGUCUGCUUUUCUAUAAGUAUAUGCACAAAAAGUACCGUACUGAUAAGCACAGGGGCAUUAUCAUAGAAUCAGAAGGUGAUCACCCUAAGGGAAUUGAGAUGGAUGGCAAGAUGAUGAACUCUCACUUUCUAGAUGGAAACUUAGUGACUCUGGAGGGGAAGGAGGUAGAUGAAUCUCGGAAAGAGAUGAUCCGGAUCCUAAAGGACCUGAAGCAGAAGCACCCAGAAAAGGACUUGGACCAGCUGGUGGAGAUGGCCAACUACUACGCCUUGUCUCAUCAGCAGAAGAGCAGAGCCUUUUAUCGCAUUCAAGCAACCAGAAUGAUGACAGGAGCUGGUAAUAUUCUGAAGAAGCACGCAGCUGAACAAGCCAAGAGAACCACUAGCUUGCAUGAGGUACGGCCAGAGGAACCUGAAGAAUUCAUCUCCAAAAUUUAUUUUGACCCAUGCUCCUACCAGUGUCUUGAGAACUGUGGUGCUGUUCUCCUGACAGUGGUGCGGAAAGGAGGGGACAUGUCCAAGACCAUCUAUGUGGACUAUAAAACAGAGGAUGGCUCUGCCAAUGCUGGUGCUGACUAUGAGUUCACAGAGGGGACUGUUGUCUUGAAAUCUGGGGAGACCCAGAAGGAGUUCUCAGUGGGAAUUAUUGACGAUGACAUAUUUGAGGAAGAUGAGCAUUUCUUUGUGCGGCUCAGUAACCUCCGUGUGGUGGAGAGUGAGGAACCUCCAGAGCUCAUUAACUCCCCAUACCCAAAGGCCAUAUUGGCUUCUCCUUGUGUGGCCACAGUGACUAUCCUGGAUGAUGACCAUGCUGGCAUCUUCACGUUUGAGUGUGACAUUAUACAUGUCAGUGAGAGCAUUGGUGUGAUGGAAGUCAAAGUCCUAAGGACAUCAGGUGCACGGGGUACAGUCAUAGUGCCAUUUAGGACAGUAGAAGGGACAGCGAAAGGAGGUGGAGAAGACUUUGAAGACACUUACGGGGAGUUGGAGUUCAAGAAUGAUGAAACUGUGAAGACCAUAAGGGUUAAGAUAGUAGAUGAGGAGGAAUACGAAAGGCAGGAGAAUUUCUUCAUUGCCCUUGGUGAACCGCAAUGGAUGGAACGUGGAAUAUCAGAGGUGGCUGAGAGGAAGAUGACAGUUGAAGAGGAGGAAGCCAAGAGAAUUGCAGAGAUGGGCAAGCCAAUACUCGGCGAGCACCCCAAACUAGAAGUCAUCAUUGAGGAGUCCUAUGAGUUCAAGAGCACCGUGGACAAGCUGAUUAGGAAGACAAACCUGGCUUUGGUUGUAGGGACACAUUCCUGGAGGGACCAGUUCAUGGAGGCCAUUACUGUGAGCGCAGCAGGAGAUGAGGAUGAGGAUGAGUCUGGUGAGGAGCGCCUGCCAUCCUGCUUUGACUACGUGAUGCACUUCCUGACAGUGUUCUGGAAGGUGCUGUUUGCCUGCGUGCCCCCCACCGAGUACUGCAAUGGCUGGGCCUGCUUCGUCGUCUCCAUCCUCAUCAUCGGCAUGCUCACGGCCGUCAUCGGUGACCUCGCCUCCCACUUUGGCUGCACCAUUGGCCUCAAGGACUCGGUGACCGCCGUCGUCUUCGUCGCCUUCGGCACUUCUGUACCAGACACCUUCGCCAGCAAAGCCGCAGCCAUCCAGGACAUGUACGCUGAUGCCUCCAUCACCAAUGUCACAGGCAGCAACGCUGUCAACGUCUUCCUGGGCAUCGGGCUGGCAUGGUCAGUGGCAGCCAUCUACUGGGCGUCGCAGGGGCAGGAGUUCCAGGUGUCAGCAGGCACCCUGGCAUUCUCUGUCACCCUCUUCACCAUCUUCGCCUUCAUCUGCAUCAGCGUUCUCCUCUACCGCCGGCGACCCCACCUCGGGGGGGAGCUGGGCGGCCCCCGGGGCUGCAAAGUGGCCACAACGUUGCUCUUCGUCAGCCUCUGGCUGCUCUACAUCCUCUUCGCCACCCUGGAGGCCUAUUGCUACAUCAAGGGGUUUUAGGCGGUGGAGGGACGGCGCUGCUGGGGGAGGGACCGCCUCCUCCGUUACCUCACCGGACACCAGUCCUGGAAUUGCGGUUUCACCGGGGGCUACGGCUGUCUGCCGGGGCUGCCACUGCCCGGACGGUCGGACAGCUGUGCGCCAAGAAGGGCAAAACCAUCGCAGAGUGAAAAAAACAGAGACAAAACCCAUCCAAAAACGGUACUAAAGAAAGCAACAAUGGCAAGUGUUGAAAUAAAACACAAUAAACCCAGGCACUGACCCUAUUCAAUGAAAUGAUGAAGUUUCAACCAUCUCUAAAGGCCACCUCUCCCAUAGGGGGUCAUGUCCUUUCCUGCCGAGCACCCCUCCACUGUAAGGAGAUGUUUCCUUAUUUUUACUAGUUGAGAAUUGCAGAAGUCUGGUUCAGGAAUUUGUGGGGUUUUUUUCUUUUUUUUUCUGUUUGCUCGGGUUUUUUGGUUCUGGGGGAGCACGCUGAUUUUUUUUUUUUUUCUUUUUCACUACUUAGUCCGAAAAAUGUUAAAAAGUUUAACUCAAAGCUUCAAGCUGCCGUCAGUGCUGGAAUUGAACAUGUGUAUUUCUGAAGCCUCAAAAGACUGUGACACAGUCAAAAAACUUUUUCACUAUUACCCAUUUCCUCCCCUGCCGCCUUCCAUUUCUUUCUUUUUUAAGAACAUCACAAGACUGAUAUAUUUUUAAUACAAACACAGACACACAGUCACACACAUUUAGUGACAAAAGCUGGAGCAUGUAGCAUCUCAAUCACCUGCCUGGGCUAAGAAAAAAGGAAGGAAAAAAACCCCCAACCCUCUAAUACAAUACGUGUCAUGUAUAUUUUGACUAUGGCAUUUCUCUUUGUAUAAUUAACUUUGAGCUCGUGGUACUGCAGGGAGAGAAAAUUAUGUUAAUUUACAACUGUUAAAGAAAUAAAACACCCUGCUCUGGGGGGAGCAAGGGGGACAGGGAAAGCAGCACAGGCUCCUUGGGAUGGUGGUGGUGGCAGGUUGGCUGCGUGGUCCUCCUGCUGAGAGGUGGAAAUGAAUUCAGGAAAACCUGGAUAGCGUGCCCAUAUGUUCCCAGCACCAUCCCACCCAGAGCCGUGGCGUGGCUGCCCUUCCAUUCUGUCGCUACCCCGUUUUUCACAGCACCCACACCUCGCUGGUGGCCAUUGACAGGUACGGGCUUAAAAACUGCCACCCACGUCAGGACUCCUACAUCAUCUCAAGUACCUUUUAGGAACACCAGACAGACAAAAAAAGCAUCAUUUUAAUUUGAAAUGUGUUUCUUUUUAAGGAUAAAGAAGAAAAAACCCACCACCAUGAGAGUAUGUCAUGAGUUACA
Molecule: messenger RNA, 4103 nt
Organism: Prinia subflava (tawny-flanked prinia)
Lineage: Eukaryota; Metazoa; Chordata; Aves; Passeriformes; Cisticolidae
Gene: SLC8A3
Product: solute carrier family 8 member A3
Exons: 6
Coding region: 15-2762 (915 amino acids)
Biological process (GO): calcium ion import across plasma membrane; sodium ion transmembrane transport; cell communication
Cellular component (GO): postsynapse; axon; sarcolemma
Molecular function (GO): calcium:sodium antiporter activity
Source: RefSeq, a predicted model, not a curated record